This is a messenger RNA of Condylostylus longicornis, 2009 nucleotides long. RefSeq names its product ubiquinone biosynthesis monooxygenase COQ6, mitochondrial (gene Coq6). The record is from RefSeq and is a predicted model, not a curated record. Lineage: Eukaryota; Metazoa; Arthropoda; Insecta; Diptera; Dolichopodidae. Gene Ontology annotation, cellular component: mitochondrion. Gene Ontology annotation, biological process: ubiquinone biosynthetic process. Bases 68 to 1474 code for a protein of 468 amino acids. The transcript is spliced from 8 exons. Gene Ontology annotation, molecular function: FAD binding; 2-octaprenyl-6-methoxyphenol hydroxylase activity; oxidoreductase activity, acting on paired donors, with incorporation or reduction of molecular oxygen, NAD(P)H as one donor, and incorporation of one atom of oxygen.
CAAAUUUAUGAAGAAAUAAGAGUAGUGUAAAUAAUAAAAGUAGUAUAAAUUAUAAAUAAAAGAAAUAAUGGCAUUAAGGAAUAUUUUGCCAUGCAAUAAAAUUAUUAAAAUAAAUCUAAGAAAUAUUUAUACUCAAAAUAAAAUUAAUUCUAUUGAAAGCAGUAAAGAAUUUAGUGAUUCACAUAAGCAUUACGAUAUUAUUAUAGCAGGAGGAGGAUUAGUUGGAACCACUUUAGCUUGCGCUUUAGGUAAAAGCAAAUUCCUUUCAGAAUGCAAAGUAUUACUUUUAGAAGGCGCUCCACCGUUUAAACCUUUUGAUUGUAAUAGCCAAUAUGGAAAUCGAGUUUCAGCUCUAAAUCAUGCCACUGUAAAAUUAAUGAAAAAUAUUGGUGCUUGGUCAACAAUAUCUGAUAUAAGGCACAAACCAGUAAAACAAAUGCAAGUAUCAGAUGCUAGUUCGACUGCUUCCAUUUCAUUUAAUAAUGAUAAUUUUGAAAAUGAUGUUGCUUAUAUUGUUGAAAACGAUUUGGUCAUUCACGCUGUUUGCCAAGAGUUAGAAAAGUGCAAAAAUGUUGAAAUUAAAAAUUUAAGUAAAAUAGAAGGUGUAAAAUUUUGUCAAGGAAGUUUUCAGAAUUUUUGGUCGGUUUAUUUAAAAGGCGAUGAAAAAAUUAAAUGCGAUUUGUUGGUGGGCGCAGAUGGAGCUAAUUCACUAGUCAGAAAGGAAAUGGGUGUCACCUACUACAGUGAAAAUUAUAACCAGAUGGGAUUGGUUGCCACAUUAGAACUAGAAGAAAUAGGUGACGGAAACAACGUAGCUUGGCAAAGAUUUAUUCCCACGGGGCCAGUAGCUAUGUUGCCACUGAGUGAUAAUUUCAGCUCUUUAGUGUGGACUACGACACCGGAACAUGCGAAAAAGCUCAAAUUGAUGUCAUCGGAAGAAUUUGUUAACGCUUUGAACGAAUCUUUUAUUAAGGAGUAUCCAAGAGAUGAUCUAACAAAGUAUGCACUUAAUUUUUUGGAAUCAUUAACUAAUGGUUUUUCUAAAAGUAUAAAACAAUAUCCUCCACGCGUCAAAUCUGUUAUAGAAAAUUCAAGAGCCUGUUUUCCACUCGGUUUUGGGCAUGCGGCUUCAUACGUUAAUCAUAAUGUUGCCUUAGUAGGAGAUGCUGCUCAUAGAAUUCAUCCAUUAGCCGGACAAGGUGUCAAUUUGGGUUUCGGGGAUGUGGAAUGCUUAACAAGAAUACUAAAUGAUACCAUUUACAAUGGUUCAAAAUUAGGUGAUUUACACUAUCUUGUAAAAUAUGAGCAAGAAAGAUUGUUAAAAAAUUUACCAAUUAUGUUGGGAGUUCAUGGUAUUCAAAAUUUAUAUAGCACAACGUUUUCGCCAAUUGUACUUUUACGGAGCUUGGGCUUACAGUUUACUCAGAACAUGCCACCAUUGAAAAAAUUGUUUAUGGAACGUGCUAUGGGAUAAAUACGAAUAGAAAGAAAUAAUAUUAAUUAUUAUUAUUAACGCAGUAAUUUUUAUUAUUAGUUUUAUUCAGUUCAUAUAUUCGACAUAAUUUAACACAUAUGUACUCAUAUCUUUUUCGAAACAUAUGAUUUUUAAUUAAAUUAAACCUUUAAAAUUUUUAACAGAAAAAUGUAAUAUUCUAAUUAAUAGCAUAAUAUUAUGUAUUUUUAUAUAGAACAGAAUAUUAUAUACUUAAUGUACGUACAAUACAAAAUUCGAGGUACCUACCAUAGGCAUAAAAAAGCAACUUUCACGUAUAAUAAAUAAUGGACCAUUUUUUUAAUUUGUAUUUUUUGCAAGAUUAUUUGCAUAAAAAAAUUUCAUUUGGAUAGAUUUUUUUUCAUAAUAUUUUUGCUCUUAUGUUUUUUGUUCUAUGGUAGUAUUACAUAAAUUAAUAAAGUACAUGAAAUAUUUCAAAAAUAAAAUGAUUUUUUAGUUAAGUUUGUAAAAUAGUUCAAUAUAACCCUAUUCUUCAUCAUAGCUUUACUUUUUUAAA